Messenger RNA from Marasmius oreades (fairy-ring Marasmius), 507 nucleotides. RefSeq lists its product as uncharacterized. Bases 1 to 507 code for a protein of 168 amino acids. Lineage: Eukaryota; Fungi; Basidiomycota; Agaricomycetes; Agaricales; Marasmiaceae. The record is from RefSeq and is a predicted model, not a curated record. The transcript is spliced from 2 exons.
AUGUCAGCAGUCGAUGUGGGAUGCCUAUAUCUUACUGCCUUUGCGCAAGCUGUUGCGCCCCAUAUCGGUCUGUUGGUCCCGACUAGUGAAUCUGCCGGAAAGCUGGUUCAUAUCCGAAUCGAUCGUAAUGCAUCCCCAAAUUGGACCUUUCAGUGCAGAGAUCAGAAGAUUGAAGGCGACAUGUUCAUGACCAGCCUCCUGAAGAUAGGAGGACUGAUAGCCUGGGGGACCUUGUCAGAGGUGGCGCAAACCGUUGUAGUACCGCCGAACGACCGUUUUGGAGAGUGUUCUCCUUGGGUGAAAAGCUUGAUCGACAAGCUGAAUGAACUUGGGUUCAUCGGAGUGGCGAAUGUUGACGGGCUUAUGAAGGAAUUCAAGGAGUUUGCUGCGGGAAACAGAGCGUUUGCCCGACGUGACAAGUAUCCGAAUGUUGCUAUCUCGAGAUAUUUUGUUCCUUCAAUGGACAACCGAUACGACUCCGAGCUCAACUUGACUACACAUGCAUGA